UGUAUGGGGAGGAAGUUGCUAAAACAAGCAGAAUAAUGCGAAGGGAAGUUUGACUCAAGCAGCACACACCGUGUGUGUCCUUUCUUUUGCGACAGUGAAGCUGCAGAUCAGAGAGAUCUUGACUGUCAGCCCAAUUGGACUAACAAAAGUAGACAACAGAAUGAAAUCAGCUGGUGACGUAGAGGAAACAGUUAUUCUGGUAGCGUAGAAAACCUAAUUAUAACGUUUUGGGUAGUUACCUCGACCACAAAGCAACAAGUGUUGUACAAGAGCAGAAGCUUGACAAAGCUUACAAGCAUGGAUUUCAUCUUCAAGGAAGGGAUGGUGUACCUUCAGGGGGUCAAGUUUGGAAAAAGAACAUGGCGGAAAAUACGGAUGGUGCUUUUUAAACCCAGCUCCACAGGGGUUGGGCGGUUGGAGCUUUAUACUGUAGGCCUACUUGACAACAAUGCUAUGACUGACCAGAAGAAGGUCAGCAGACAGAAAACGCCAGAGAGAAAAGUGGUACGUCUAAGUGACUGCCUCAGUGUCACUCCUGCUCCGAAGGAGUCUUGCCCUCCUGGGCACACAGCCUUCUACCUAAAUACCACUCAGUGCAACUACACUAUGGCCUCCACGACAAGCCAGGACUGGCUAAGUGCCCUCUGUCUUCUAGCCUUCCAGAAGGAUCCUGGAGAGUCAGACAAAGGGGAUUUCGAGAGAGGAAAUGGCUUGGUCAUGGAGGAUAAUGAAAUUUACUCAUCUUGGAAAACUGAUCUGACCCUUCCAUCAAACCAGUACCAAGUGACUGUCCAGAGCACGGAGGCAUCCAGGAAGUGCCAGUUGGCUGGGGAGUAUCUGGUCUCCCCAGAAAAAGAGGCUGUGAUACUGCUGGACAUCAAAACUGGUCACACCAUCUAUCGCUGGCCGUACAGGCUCUUACGCAAAUUUGGACAGGUUGAGGGUGGCUUCAGCAUUGAAGCAGGCCGUCGCUGUGAGUCAGGAGAAGGAGUGUUCAUCUUCCUGUCCAGGCAUGGUCCCCAGAUCUUCCAGGCUAUAUUAAAUCAGUGCUCUGUGGAGAGGACGUCCUCUGUCCGGCCACUCAGUGUCCACAGAAGAUCAUCAUCUGAUGGGUCUUCUAAUAUCCUCCCAACCACAAGCAACCAACCCUCUGGUUCUCCUGCCUACAAUUCUGCAGAUGAGGACGAGUCUGCCAGCCACUACUCUACUAUUAAUGACACUUCUAUACUAAAUACAAAGCAGCUAUCUCUUCUCAACCCAUAUCUUUCUAACAGCAAGGAGGCUGUGGGAGAUGAAGGUAAGGACGAGGAUGAACAGUGUCAUUCCUUGGAGAAUGUUAACCUGAAUAAUGACAUGGAGGACAACAUUUAUUACAACAUAAGGAGAGCCACGUUUCCUGUGAUCAGAAAAGACCAGUUCAUAUCUGAGACAGACGAUUCAGAGUGCAUUUAUUCAGAUGUGAAAACAGCUGAUGCUCCCUUAAAUCUCCAGCUGCAGCCCUUCUUGUCACCCCUCCCUCAACCUGUUCUCCAGCCUCCUCCCUGCACCCUUCCCCAAUCUGUAUCCUAUGUCCCACCCAAGACCCGAUACCAGCGUCAGCCCCCUGUGAAUAACUACACCCAGCCAGGGUGCAGUGCACAGGCACAGGCAGUGGAUGAUAUGAAGGAGAUGGAGGAGGCCAUCAGCUCCACCCACGUUAGCCCCACAGAGGCCCCUGGCAGUUUUAAACACAGACUGGCAGAAAUCAUUUCCAAGGACCUGGCAAAGUUCCAGGUGCCCUCCGGAGCGGGCAGCCCCACAUUUCCUCUGUAGGCUAUUAGUUAACAGACAGACUAGAGGGAGCAGUUUACUAUGAUAGACUGUCAUAAAGGCUAAUUAGUUUAUUUAUUUCAUUGAAAUCCCCUCCACUGGGAACAUUAAGCAGCAGAACUUGGCUUGCAGAUGUUUGUAUGUUUAUCUGAAUUGGUGGAAUACAACUAGGUACAUUUACUAAAGUACAGCAUGUAAGUACAAUUUGUAGUAUAGUAUGUAUUUCGAUUUAAUGUUACUUUAUAGUUCUUCUCCACUACUAUACUUUUUACUCCAUUGCAUUUAUUUUGAGAACUUUAGUCUACUAGUUACUUUGCAGAGUCAAAUUAUUAAUAGAAAAUGUAAUCAACUAAUAAAUUAUGUAUUUUUACAGAUUAAGCUACCCAGUAGUACUUAAAGUAGUUUAAAAAAGCCCCACAUUUACCAGCUGGAACAUUAGUGAAGCACACACAGUGAGGCAUCCAGCCAUUCUGUAUAAUGAGUAGGCUACUUUUACUUUUGGUACUUUAAGUUUAUUUUAAUUCUGUAUUUUCACUUAAGUCAAAUUUUGACUAUUUUUUAUAGUAUUUUCACACUGUUUCUACUUUUACUUAAGUAAAAUAUUUCUUCUACCACUAUUUAUCUGCCAGUUGUAGGAAAAACACAUCUGCAAUACAUUUUAUUCUGUGAAAUGUUUUUGGAUUCAGUUGUUCUUCACUGCUGAAAUGUUAGAGAAUCUAUUUAUGCUGCAGCAUUAAUAUGACAUUGCCAUUAGAUGAGCUGAAUGGAUACUGGACUGCUUUAGGAAAAAAUAUUUCCUUGUUGUUCUUGUACAUUUAGUGAGUAAAACAAAGA
Micropterus dolomieu (smallmouth bass) is the source of this 2643-nucleotide messenger RNA. It is a transcript of the gene dok3, whose product is annotated as docking protein 3. Gene Ontology annotation, biological process: cell surface receptor protein tyrosine kinase signaling pathway; positive regulation of MAPK cascade. The record is from RefSeq and is a predicted model, not a curated record. The transcript is spliced from 5 exons. Gene Ontology annotation, cellular component: cytoplasm. Bases 298 to 1812 code for a protein of 504 amino acids. NCBI's taxonomy places the organism in Eukaryota, Metazoa, Chordata, Actinopteri, Centrarchiformes, Centrarchidae.